UCUCUCCUGUGUUGCAGGUAGUGAUGGCGUCUUCCGUCGUCCUCCACACUGGGCAGAAGAUGCCUCUCCUGGGGCUGGGUACCUGGAAGAGUGAGACUGGGCAGGUGAAGGCCGCUAUCAAAUACGCUCUGAGUGUUGGCUACCGCCACAUCGACUGCGCCGCCAUCUAUGGAAACGAGGUGGAGAUUGGUGAGGCCUUGAAGGAGAGUGUUGGGCCUGGCAAGGCUGUUCCCCGGGAAGAAGUGUUCGUGACCUCCAAGCUAUGGAACACCAAGCACCAGCCGGAGGACGUGGAGCCUGCCCUCAGGAAGACCCUGGCCGACCUCCAGCUGCAGUAUCUGGACCUUUACCUGAUGCACUGGCCCUUCGGCUUUGAGCGGGGGGACAACGUCUUCCCUAAGAAUGAAGAUGGAUCAAUGCGCUAUGACACCAUCGACUACAAGGAGACUUGGAAGGCAAUGGAGGCGUUGGUGUCCAAGGGGCUGGUGCGGGCCCUGGGCCUCUCCAACUUCAACAGCCGUCAGAUUGACGACAUUCUCAGUGUGGCCACCGUGCGGCCUGCCGUGCUCCAGGUGGAGAGCCACCCUUACCUGGCUCAGAAUGAGCUGAUUGCUCACUGCCACGAGCGGGGGCUGGAGGUGACAGCCUACAGCCCCCUGGGCUCCUCGGACCGAGCCUGGCGAGACCCAUUGGAGCCAGUCCUGCUGGAAGAGCCCCUUGUCCUCGAGCUGGCCAAGAAGUACGGGAAGUCGCCAGCCCAGAUCCUGCUCAGGUGGCAAGUCCAGCGGAAGGUGAUCUGUAUUCCCAAAAGCAUCACUCCUUCCCGUAUCCUCGAGAACCUGCAGGUUUUUGACUUCACUCUGACGCCGGAGGAGAUGAAGCAGAUGGGGGCACUGAACAAGAAUUGGCGGUACAUCGUGCCCAUGAUAACGGUGGAUGGGAAGCGGGUCCCAAGAGAUGCAGGGCAUCCUCUGUAUCCCUUCAACGAGCCCUUUUAAGGUCCGGCCGUUUUCAGAUUCCGUCUAGCCCGGGCAGGAGCCAAUAUCAAUACACUCAUUAUAGCCUAUGUGA
Messenger RNA from Vombatus ursinus (common wombat), 1071 nucleotides. It is a transcript of the gene AKR1A1, whose product is annotated as aldo-keto reductase family 1 member A1. Gene Ontology annotation, biological process: aldehyde catabolic process. Gene Ontology annotation, cellular component: cytosol. Lineage: Eukaryota; Metazoa; Chordata; Mammalia; Diprotodontia; Vombatidae. The coding region runs from base 24 to 998 and encodes 324 amino acids. The transcript has 8 exons. Gene Ontology annotation, molecular function: aldose reductase (NADPH) activity. The record is from RefSeq and is a predicted model, not a curated record.